This is a messenger RNA of Gossypium raimondii (Peruvian cotton), 2644 nucleotides long. RefSeq lists its product as uncharacterized. The record is from RefSeq and is a predicted model, not a curated record. NCBI's taxonomy places the organism in Eukaryota, Viridiplantae, Streptophyta, Magnoliopsida, Malvales, Malvaceae. Bases 252 to 2489 code for a protein of 745 amino acids. The transcript has 5 exons.
AAUCUGAAUUUAGAAAUAACUUACUCUCUACCAAGAUUCCUACCCAGUUCUUGUAAGAAUUCAUGAAAACUCAUUUUCAAUUUUUCCACCAUUGAGCAGUUCCUUUGUUUACCAAAGUACUGGAAACUCAAACAGAAGCCAAAGUGGUUUGUUUGACUCAAGGUCUCAGUUGUUCUCUCACACAACCUGUUUGAGUUUAUUUGUGUGAGGUUUUUGUUUGUAAAGAGUAAUGCAAUUUGGAGGCACCCAAAAUGGCAAAUCUUGUUCCAGGGGUUCUUCUGAAGCUUUUACAGCAUAUGAACACGGAUGUGAAGGUUGCUGGUGAGCACAGGUCAUCUCUAUUGCAAGUAGUGAGUAUAGUUCCUGCACUAGCAGGAGGUGAGCUCUUCCCUAACCAAGGCUUUUACCUUAAGGUUUCAGAUUCAUCUCAUGCUACAUAUGUAUCAUUGCCUGAUGAACAUGAUGAUCUGAUUCUUAGUGAUAAGAUCCAAUUAGGUCAGUUUAUUCAUGUUGAUCGCUUAGAAUCCGCUUCACCGGUUCCCAUUCUUCAUGGGGUUAGGCCGGUCCCUGGGCGACACCCUUGUGUUGGGAGCCCUGAGGAUAUUGUUGCAACUCAUUCUCUUGGAUUCCUUAAUAAUGGUAGUAAAAAUGGCUCUGGUAUUUCAAAACCUGGAGAGAAAGUUAAGUCACCAUCAAAGCAAGUCAGUGGAGAGAAAGAUAAAUCUGUUGGGAGUAGAUCAAAUGGUGGUGCAAGAGAGGAUCAAUUGGAUAAGAAAAUGGCUUCUUUGACUAGAUCAAAGUCUCAAUCGACUAAACCGACAUUGACUUCAGAUACGAAGAAGGAACCUUUGGGAAAAUUGAAGGUCCUAAGCUCACGGUCGAUUCCGUCUUCCCCCACUAGUUGUUAUUCAUUGCCAACAUCUUUUGAGAAGUUUGCCUCUGGGAUUAAGCAGCAGGCGGAAAUAAAGGCUCUGAGAAAGGGAAGUCCCAAGGUGGGAUCCAUGGAGAAGCCCAGUUCUUUACAUGGGACGAGUCCGACCGGGAAAAAAGUACCGGUUAUCAGAACUUUGGUUCAGGGGAUUGAAUUAGGAGCAAAGGCUUUGAGAAAGAGCUGGGAAGGGAAUCUGGAAGUGAAGGGUAGGGACCAUUCUAAACCGAGGGCUAGCAAGCAUGAUAUCAAGCAAGAAUCUCGGAGCACUUCUGUUCCUAGAAAGAGCACAUCAAGCGAAAAGUUGCUGCCCAAAGAGGAGAAUAAACUACAAACAUCAACCAGGUCACUAAAAGAGGAGAGCAAAUCUCCGGUUUCAACUAAGAAAGUCAUGCCAAAUGGAAUGUUGGAUGAGCAAGAGAUACCAAAUAAACCGAGAACUUACAUUGGGAAGAAAUCUGGAGAUCUAAGUAGUAAUGGUGGCUUGGGGAACUUGGUUAAGGUUCCAAUAAAUAGUAAAAGGUUGACUGAUGGAAGUGUUUCAUGGGGUACACUCCCCUCUUCUCUUUCAAAGCUCGGAAAGGAGGUCAUGAAACAUAGAGAUGCAGCACAAACGGCAGCAAUAGAAGCUGUACAAGAGGCUGCUGCUUCAGAGAGCUUACUUCGAUGUUUAAGCUUAUAUUCUGAUCUUACUACUUCUGCCAAGGAAGAUAAUCCUCAGCCUGCAGUGGAUCAGUUCUUAACUCUGCAUGCGAGGUUGAGUAAUGUUCGGAUGAUUGCUGAUUCUUUAUUGAAAACUAUUCCAGUCGGUUCAUCUCCGGAGUCUGAAGGAAAUCCAUCAGAAGAGGCAGUGAAGGUUGCAUUGGAUAGGCGGAAAUAUGCAGCUUCAUGGGUGCAAGCCGCAUUGGCUACCAAUCUAUCGUCCUUCUCGGUUUUUACCAAAGAACAUAAUUCAAUAACGAGUCAUGCAUCAGCAUCUGUGCAAAGCCAGAAGACUAUCCCUGCCAAUCAAAACAUUUUAAUUCUAGAAAAUUCUGCUAAGAAUGCUUCUGCAAAAGCCCAAGGGAAAACUCGUCCGGUAAUUGUUUCUAAGCUUGUAGCACAGGGUGUUCUUCGAAAAGCAGGGGAUGUUUCAGGCCUCGGACCGAAGGUACCGGUCCAGCCACCACCAGAAUGGACAAGGGGAAAUGGCCUUGAUGAGGCUGUUGACUUGGCUGAAAUGCUGAGAAUGGAGUCCCAGGAUUGGUUCUUAGGAUUUGUCGAGAAAUUCUUGGAUGCCGAUGUCGAUACAUCUGCUUUAUCAGACAAUGAUCAAAUAGCUGGGAUGUUGACACAGCUUAAGAGCGUGAAUGACUGGUUAGACGAAAUCAGCUCAAGCAAAGACGAAGGAGAAGGAGAAGAGACGACACCCCAUGUUUCAUCAGAGACAAUUGAUCGGCUAAGGAAGAAAAUAUACGAGUAUCUUCUUACACAUGUCGAAUCUGCUGCUGCUGCUCUAGGUGGUGGCGGAUCACAACCCUUACCACCUAUUCGAGCAGCUGAAACAAAAUCGAAAAAGUGACAUCAUGGCAAAACAUCGGAGGAGCUUUUACUAAAUUAUCAUGUAUGUAUAUAAAUCCAACAUGGGUUUUGGGUAUGAAUGCACUGCAAAGUGCAGGCUUUUCUUACAGUUGUAUUUGUUGCCUUAAAUUAUACAAAUGAAAACAGUUUGUCCAA